AUGGCCGCAGCAGCAGCCCAGGCCGCCGGGCUGACGUACACCCCCACAGACGAGAUCCCACAGAUCGUCUCGAACCUCCGCAAAAGCUUCCUCUCCCUCAAGACGUACGACCUCGAAUACCGCAAAAACCAGCUCAAGCAGCUCGCCUUCUGCAUUCAGGACAAUGCAGAGGCCAUCUGCGAGGCCAUCAAGAAGGACCUUGGCCGAAGCGACUGGGAGUCGACCUUUGCCGAGGUGACAACCACCGUCAACGAAUGCAUCGAAUAUGUGCACAACCUCGACAAGUGGGCCAAGGAUGAGAAACCCUGGAGCGGCAUCGCAUGGGCCUCGCACGGCACCAUCAUCCGCAAGCAGCCCAAGGGUACCGUACUUAUUAUUGGCGCUUGGAACUACCCGGUCACAGUCACAGUCGGCCCAUUCAUCGCAGCCAUCGCUGCUGGCAACACUGUCAUCCUCAAGCCUUCUGAGGUCUCAGCACACACCGCCCGGCUCCUGGGCGAGAUCAUCCCCAAGUAUCUCGACCCGGCUUCGUACGUGGUCAUCAACGGCGCCAUCUCCGAGACCACCUUGCUGCUUGACCAGCGCUUCGAGCACAUCUUCUUCACCGGUAACGGCACCGUCGGACGCGUCGUCCAGGAGAAGGCUGCCAAGUGGCUUUGCCCUGUCUCGCUUGAGCUCGGUGGCAAGUCGCCCGUCGUUGUCGACGAUUCGGCCGAUCUCAAGAUUGCCGCACACCGCAUCCUUUGGGGAAAGCUGCUCAACGCCGGCCAGACGUGUAUUGCGCCCGACUACGUCAUUUGCAAGAAGUCCGUGCAGGACAAGCUGAUUGCCGAGAUGAAAACCGUUUUCAACGAGUUCUACCCCGAGGGCCCUGCCAAGAGCAAGGACCUUGGUCGCAUCAUCAACGAGGGCCACCACGCUCGCCUCACGAGCGUCCUCGACGGCACCAAGGGUGACGUCGUGAUCGGCGGCGACAAUGAUGUGUCGACCAAGUACCUUGCCCCCACGGUUAUCGCCAAUGUAACCGGAGACGACUCGGUCAUGCAGGGCGAGCUGUUCGGCCCGAUCUUACCGAUCGUCCCUGUCAAGGAUCUGGACGAGGCGAUCACCUUCAUCAACAGCCGUGACCAGCCGCUGGCGCUGUAUGCGUUCGGCAACAGCAGCUCCGUCAAGAAGGUCGUCGACAGUACGCGCUCUGGCGGCGCCGUUAUCGGCGACACGAUCCUGCAUUGCGCCAUCAGCCAGCUGCCAUUUGGCGGCACUGGCCCCUCGGGACACGGCUCGUACCACGGUAAGGCCGGGUUCGACUGCUUCACGCACCAGCGCGCCGUGCUCCUCGCGCCGCACACUGGCGUCGUGGGCAGGACGAUCGAGAAGGUGAUGAGCUUCCGCUACCCGCCGUACACGACCGCUAACUUGAACAAGUACAAGUUGCUUAUGGGUAAUCGUCUGCCCUUCUCCAAGCCGUCGAGUCCGCACGCGAGCAAGACAAAGGUGUGUUUUUGA
Messenger RNA from Tilletiaria anomala UBC 951, 1506 nucleotides. RefSeq names its product aldehyde dehydrogenase. Gene Ontology annotation, cellular component: cytoplasm. NCBI's taxonomy places the organism in Eukaryota, Fungi, Basidiomycota, Exobasidiomycetes, Georgefischeriales, Tilletiariaceae. The record is from RefSeq and is a predicted model, not a curated record. The transcript is spliced from 2 exons. Bases 1 to 1506 code for a protein of 501 amino acids. Gene Ontology annotation, molecular function: aldehyde dehydrogenase (NAD+) activity. Gene Ontology annotation, biological process: aldehyde metabolic process.